CUGAAGCGUGCGAUAGUUCAUGUCAAACUGCUAGGGUUUCAACAUGGCUAGCUCCUCAAAAGCACCAAAGAUUGUUAGGGGAAGCAAGUAUAGAGUUUACCUUGGAACUGGAGAGAAGGCAAAGGAGUGCUACGAGAACUUAAUACGUCUAAAAGAAGAGUUAAAGUUUUUAUACAACCAAGAUUUCUUCACUUGGGUUCAUGAAGUUUUGAGGGCACACCACAAUAAAGAUUCCAGAAACAGUAUUAUGUUACUAAACUCUUCAAAGAGAAUGGUGCAUACUCCAUGCAGUGAAGUUGUAGUACUAAAAAAGAAAAGACAAUCAUCAAGUAGCUCGUCUAAAGAUUCAUCGACUUCUUUUACUUCACCUCUCUCAUGCUUACUUUCACCAACAUAUGAUAGCAGCAGUAACACAAAGUCUUCAAUAACUGGUCCUAAUGAUACACCACGUGUUGUUAUUGUUAGCUCAAAAAAGGCUAAAACUGAAAUGGAGAUUGAAUGUACUAAAAAAGAUUCAAAUUUCCCAUCGAUGGAAAUAUUAAAGCCUUUAAACCAAUCAACACCACAUUUAGAACCAAAGCAUUCUAUCUGUUUUAAAAGAUCUGCAAAGCCAACUAAAAUAAAUUUUAAUGAUGACCAAGAUAUUGGAAAUGAUACAAGCCACGAUGAUGUUUCAGCCUUGGAUGUGACAUUGGAUGAUGUUGAAGAAUUAAUUGCCCAAGAAACAGAAGGGCAGGAAGACAUUGGAGAUGAUGAAAUUGAAUAUCCUGACUUGGCAUCAGAUCCAUAUAUUAGGUGUAAUUAUGGAAGUUUGGAUGACGAAUUUCAAAAAAUUGACGAUCCUAAAUGCAUUGCAUCAACCAGACAGUUAGAAUACUUGUUAGGGGAUACCUGUCAUGAAAAAGACUGUAAUGCACAAAUUGUUAACAUAGAGAGCUUUUAUAUAGGAUAUACUAUCAAGUUAACUUGGAAAUGUCUAAAAGGUCACAAAGACUUUUGGUAUUCAUCUCCCAUAUAUGGUUCAGGGUUCGUUAUUAAUUAUAUUGUCGAAAGUGCUUUAGUAUUGUCAGGUGGUCAAAUAAAUCAAUUUUCAAGAUUUUGCAAAUUUGUCCAACUUGGAAAACCUAAUAUUUCAACCUUUUAUAAAAAUCAAAAAUUAUAUGUAAGUCCAGCAGUGCAACAGACUUAUGAUGAUAUAGAACAUGACAUUAUUGAAAGCAUGUCCCAUCAAGACGAAGUUAUCAUUUGUGGUGACUGCCAGCUAGAUUCCCCUGGUUGGUCUGCUACCAAGGGUACCUAUACCUUCAUGGAUCAUCAAUCUAAAAAAUUAGUUAUGAUGCAAUUUGGUGACAAAAGAGAGGUCAAUCUUCAGUCCACGAAGUUAGAAGUACACUUAUUUAUGAAAGGUAUGAAAUACUUAAUCAGCAAAAAGGAUCUCAGAAUUGAUGAAAUAUGCACUGAUGCUCAUGCAACUAUAAAGUGCUUGAUGAAAAAAGAACCAAUAUUGAAAGCAACACAUCACAGUUUAGAUGUAUGGCAUAAGGCAGGAAAAAUAACAAAAAAAAUCUCUCAGGAGGUCUCCAAGAAAAAACAACUGCAGCCACUUAUUAAUCCUUGGUUGGCACCCAUAAGGAAUCACUUUUGGUAUUGUUGCUCACACUGUGAAGAGGAUGAAUUAAAAAUGCGAGUUCUUUGGAUGCGUUUACUUAAGCAUAUAACUGGUGACCAUUUACAAUGCGAACACGAACCUAUGGAAGAACCUACUGAAGGAAAAACUUGGUUAGAUCCAACAGGACCAUCUAUGGAAAUUAUUCGAAAGCAUGUCAUGAAAAGUUCUUGGCUAAAAAGCUUUACAUAUUACACCAAAAAUCGACACACAGGUCUUUUAGAGGCAUUUCAUAACUUAGUGUUAGCCUACUGUCCAAAGCGCAUUGGGUACAAAAAUGAUGCUUACAUCACCAGACAUCAAUUAGCAUAUUUGGACUUUAACGGUCAUUUAAAUCGAGGACAGCUUCAAAAAAAAGAUGGUUCACUUGUUUAUGUCCGCAGAUAUGGAAAGAGGACAAAGCAAUGGUUUUUAGUAGCAGUACCUAAACCAAAGGACUAUAUCUAUAUACGAAGACUCAUGGCAGAAAUACUAUGGAGACGUCAUGUUGACAGGGGAAAUGUUAAUCGCGUAGAGAUUGGACGAGAAUGUACUAAAGCAUUACGUCAAAAUAUUGCUGCAACAACUGCUCCUCCCAUGGAAUUAUUACUUGAAAAACAUCAAGCAAGAGAAGAAAUGAAACUCCAAUAACUCUUAUCUGUUGGUAUUAUACACAGAAAUGUGCUGGUACUUACUAUUUCGUUUUUAUUUUUACAUUUUGUUAUGUCACAAGCACAAAACUGAUCAUCACAAUUGCUGCCAUUAUUUCUGCAAGGACAUCGGAUACAACGACCUUUGCACUUACAGGAAAUAUUUUCCACUGCAUCCUAUAUAUAUAUAUAUUGAAAAUGUUACUACAUUAGUCUUAUAAUUUAAGUUUUUUAUUGCAAGCUAUAAUGUAUAUACUGACUUCUGGUUCUGUUGAUCCAUUACUAGUUGUAUCAUUGUAACUAUUCCCAUCUACUAAAUUUGAACUAACUACAGCAGCCUAAAAGCAAAGCCAUACCAUAAUCACAUUGAUAAUUUUUAUGCUAUAUAAUGUAAGUGCUUUGUAAUUUAGUCUUCAAGUGUAUACGUACUUUUACCAAAAUGGGUAGCAAGGUAAACAAUUAUUGUUUAAAAUUUUUCACCUGCUCUCUGAAGUUUUUGCAUUUACAUGGAUCACAUAGGCAAAAUCCAACUGUGCAUUUUACCCCAAUUUUACGACAGUCACACCUUUUUUGGCAGGAACCUUUGCAACUACAUUUUGUUUCAAUAACUGGGGCGCCACCAAUUAUGGCAUUGAUCUCACUUGACAAAUCUUGAUCAGCAUAGUCAGUUACGGAGUUGUUUGACGACUUUGGAUUUCUGUAACUAUAAAUUAUACAAUAAACUAUAAAUAAUCAUUUUUGUUUAGCUAAAUAUAAGCUGCCAAUAUGUUAACUACCUAGCUAUGUAACUAGUUUUAUGUAUGUCAUAGCUAACUAAAUUUAUUAUUGGUAUAUAUAUAUUUUUUAUAUUACAUUUGACUAGUGAUGUAUUGUAUUAAAAUUGGCUCUACCUACAUCUAGCUAGCUAUAAAUACUGUUUUAGCUAUAGCUACCUUCUUGUUGUUGUGGGCCUGGAUAACAUCCUUCUUGCAAACAAAUUACCAAUGGGUAUA
Messenger RNA from Hydractinia symbiolongicarpus, 3287 nucleotides. RefSeq lists its product as uncharacterized. The transcript is spliced from 13 exons. Lineage: Eukaryota; Metazoa; Cnidaria; Hydrozoa; Anthoathecata; Hydractiniidae. Bases 44 to 2296 code for a protein of 750 amino acids. The record is from RefSeq and is a predicted model, not a curated record.